UUUCUGCUAUCAGCCGUCCGCGCACUUCACUCCGUUCACGUCCCUCCUCCUCCUCCUCCUCCUCCUCCUCCUCCUCCCCCUCCUCCUCACACUACUAUUGUGCACUUCGCUCACUUUUACCGCGUUCCUCAGUAUCUGCUUGUCACUGUCUCACAGCUCUCCUUUUCACUCUGUUAGGUGAAAAUUAUUGAUCCGCGUUCAGCCCUUGGUGUGGUCCGCCAAAUAGACGCACACACUGGCGAGAUAUCGGAUAUGUCAGUGAUGAACAAUGGCUACACCCUGGUCACCUGUGGCUGGUCCCGGAUGGCUGACUCUUCCCUCCGUAUGGACCGUCUUGCAAACGUAAGUCCCCCCUCUCCUGCGGCGGGAUCCUUUUUGACCUGACGUUUGGACUGUAUUCCCCUUAUUGAUAUAAUUUCCCAAUCAUCUCUUAUCAUUUGCCCUUCUUAUGCCCUCCUUUCCUGGUGAUUUUAAGUGUAGUUGUGUAGUAUGGCUCAACUCCGCCUCUGGUCUUCUUGACUCUGUAUUGGUACCUGGCUCAGGUGGGCGUGAGGGAGGAGAGAAUGCGGUGGGUGCCGCGCAAGUCUACUGUCACAAUAAAAUAAUCCACGAACAGGUCACCGUCUCUGCGCCCGCCACGCUAGGGAACGCACUUUGGACGUCGUCGUUCGUGACUGUCGAACUGUCAGUUUGUGUUACCUGCAUGUCAACGACAUAAUGAACACAAGCUCAUAUACCGUCGCUACCUGUUUUUUCCUACUGCUACUACUACUACUACUACUACUACUGCUACUACUACUACUACUACUGCUACUACUACUUCUACUACUACUACUACUACUACUACUACUGCUACUACUACUACUACUUCUACUACUACUACUACUACUACUACUACUACUACUACUACUACUACUACUACUACUACUACCAUUACUGCUGCCACUACCACGUCUACUAUUAUUACUACUUGUACCCUUACUUGAUAUGUCUAUGUUUUUGUCUGAUCUAGCCGGCCUCGAUGAUGUUGUGGAUUCUAACUCUCCGUGCGUUAUGAUCUGUGGCAGCGGAUCUGAGAAACAUAACCCACGCUCGUGUCCAGCGAUAAACACAGAAUAAUUAAAUUAGUAUCACCACGACGUGGGGGUAUUGUUGAGUAAGGGCGCACUCAACCCGACACACAGUUCAGUCCAGCACUUAAGGGGACACCCCUUGAUUGAGGUGUAACGUGGAACUGUGCUUCUGGAGCAUUAGUUUCCAGCGAUUGUUUGCUACCAUUGACCGAGCUGGUCAGCUGGUAUCAGAAGUCCUCGUGACCGACUGCCACUAAGAGCUUGUUCUCAGAGAACAAACAUUUUGCGUGUCCUGAUCAGCAACCAACUAAGCAAUUUCUGACUAUGCAGUCCGGAAUGUUAAGUUCCUGAACGUCAGUAGGGUGUGUGUAUCGGUAUUAACCCACUUCAUUUGUAGUCUGACUAUCCUUUGCCCCUGCGACCCCUGUGCAUGCUCUCCUCGCGUGUAGGUGUAUGACCUACGCAUCGGACGAACGCAGGCAGGCAUGUCUUCU
Molecule: messenger RNA, 1567 nt
Organism: Spirometra erinaceieuropaei
Lineage: Eukaryota; Metazoa; Platyhelminthes; Cestoda; Diphyllobothriidea; Diphyllobothriidae
Source: the annotation of a GenBank genome assembly